CAUCUUCUUCUCCGUCGUUCUCGAUCCAUCCAUCCAUCCAUUCAUCCAUCCAUGGAUGACUCCUCCGCUCGGAACCCCGCGCACCCACCGCUCGUGAACUCCGCGGACCCGACAAGAGACGAGGAGGAAGACGAACAGCUCGCCGCUCUUUAAGCCCUCGUGCUCGUUUUCCGACAAGCAGAGAGACCCGAAAAAACAAGAAUCGCUCCACCCGGUUCCAGGAAGAGAUAUAUAGAGAGAUAUAGAGAGAGAGAGAGAGAGAGAUUUGGAGCGAGCCAUGAAGCCGAUUCAGCCACCGCCCCCCGGCGCCACCCCCAAUUCCUCCUCCUCCAGGGGCGGCCGCCCCCGGCGGCGGCCCGACCUCACCUUGCCGCUCCCGCAGCGCGACCCGGCCCUCGCCGUCCCCCUCCCGCUCCCGCCCUCCAGCUCGGCGCCGUCCACGAGCAACCACCACAACGGUAGCGGCGGCGGCGGCGGCUCCGUCGGCAACCACCUCAACAACGCCUUCCCGCCCCCGGCGGCGGCGGCGGCGGGGGCGGCGCAGCAGCAGCAGCACCAGAUGCACUUCUCGGAGCUGGAGCGGGUGAAUCGGAUCGGGAGCGGGAGCGGCGGGACGGUGUACAAGGUGGUCCACCGGCCGACGGGGCGGCCCUACGCGCUCAAGGUCAUCUACGGCAACCACGACGAGGCGGUGCGCCGCCAGAUCUGCCGGGAGAUCGAGAUCCUCCGGGACGUGGACAACCCGAACGUGGUCAAGUGCCACGACAUGUACGACCACGGCGGCGAGAUCCAGGUGCUGCUGGAGUUCAUGGACGGCGGGUCGCUGGAGGGCAUCCACGUCGGCAACGAGAGCCACCUCAGCCACCUGACCUACCAGAUCCUGAGCGGCCUCGCCUACCUCCACCGCCGCAAAAUCGUCCACCGCGACAUCAAGCCCUCGAACCUCCUCGUGAACUCGCGCAAGCAGGUCAAGAUCGCCGACUUCGGCGUCAGCCGCAUCCUCUCCCAGACCAUGGACCCCUGCAACUCCUCCGUCGGCACCAUCGCCUACAUGAGCCCCGAGCGAAUCAACACCGACCUCAACCACGGCAAGUACAACGGCUACGCCGGCGACAUCUGGAGCUUCGGCGUCAGCAUCCUCGAGUUCUACCUUGGGCGCUUCCCUUUUGCCGUCAGUCGCCAGGGCGACUGGGCCAGCCUCAUGUGCGCCAUCUGUAUGUCCCAACCCCCCGAGGCCCCCGCCUCUGCUUCCGGAGACUUCCGGGACUUCAUCGCGUGCUGCCUGCAGCGCGACCCGGCCCAGCGGUGGACUGCCUACCAGCUGCUGAGGCACCCUUUCAUUUUGAACCACAAUCAGGGGCUGCAUCACCAAGUUCUUCCUCCACCUCCACCUCUAUUCUCAUCAUCUUAGUUGCUGGUUCUUUUCCUUCUUUUUCUUCCUUUUCUUUUCUAUUGCCUUAGUUGCUAAUUAUUGGUUCUUGGGAUCUUUUCAUUUUGUAGUUUUUGAUUUUCAUAUGAUCAUUGGGGUUUGGUGUUUCUAAGGAGGAGAGGAGAAGAAAAAGUUGGGCUUAGAUGGUGGGUGUGGUGUCAAGAAAAAGCUUCAGAAACUUACAGUAUCGAUGUCUCUUCUUGAUCUUGACGUCCUUCUUUCAUAAUGGAAUGCAAUGCAGCAAUGCUUACCAGUAAAGGAAAAUCUGUUUGCUAUGUUUGGUCUUUUAUUGUCGCUGCCGAGUGCCAACCCUCGAUUGUGCUUAGUGCGAAGGGAAAGAUAGCAAAAAAAGUUGGCUUUUUUCCGUGCAAUGCUCUGUAACUAGAUGUUAAUUAAGUCACGAGGCAUGGGAUUUCUUUCUUCUUGGUGGGGUGCACUGGUUUUUUUGCUAUUCUUGGCUAAGUUCUGUGGUGGGAUAUGUUUCUGCAAGAAUGGGACUUCGAAUAAUUGCGGCUAUUUCAGCUUAUGGGACAUUUUCAGGAGUGGGAAAAGAUUAGAUUUGGCUUAGGACGCUACUAAUGCACGUAUUUUUGGUUCUUUCUUUCCUGUGAGAGGCUGUGUGUGUGUGUGUGUGUGUGUGUGUGUGCGCCCUAUCAUCAUCAUGGACACAUCACAUAAGGCUUAAAUGGGAAAAAAGGGGGAAGCAUCCGAGAUUCUCUUCAAUCCAUAAAUCGGUUCUAUUCUGUGCCUAUGUGGGUACUGCAGUGAGUGUCUUCUCCAUCCUUACUUUUUCUUAUUCUUUUGCUUUGAUGUUCUCCGUGGCACCAUAUGUACACCAGCAGGCCAAAGUUUUGAUAGAAUGUUGGUGUGGAGGUUCUUGGCCCUCUGCGUCUAAACAAGAGAUAUCUUGGUUGCUCCUGCAGCUUGAUUCGAAUGCCUUGUGGAAGACGUGGCAUGGGAAAUAUGACAGUGAGCUAAGUACUUGAACUUGGGUGGAAUUUUGGGGACACCAUCAGAGGUUUGAGGGAAUUUUUGUUAGUUGUAUAGGAUGCAUGAUGCAUUGAACAGCAAGUUCAAUAGCUAGGCGAUGCCAACUUUUUUGGGGGGUUUAGCAUUGAUUCCCCUGGCCUGUUGUAAAUAUGUCCAGAACUAGCUUUUUCAGGCUCAUAAAGAUUGCUCAAGUCAAUCCUCAUGGAAAUGAUUUUCUUUCGCAGCUUGUGGAAA
Messenger RNA from Syzygium oleosum, 2653 nucleotides. Its product is annotated as mitogen-activated protein kinase kinase 5-like. Bases 278 to 1411 code for a protein of 377 amino acids. Lineage: Eukaryota; Viridiplantae; Streptophyta; Magnoliopsida; Myrtales; Myrtaceae. Gene Ontology annotation, molecular function: protein serine/threonine kinase activity; ATP binding. The transcript has a single exon. Gene Ontology annotation, cellular component: cytoplasm. The record is from RefSeq and is a predicted model, not a curated record. Gene Ontology annotation, biological process: protein phosphorylation.